Molecule: messenger RNA, 991 nt
Organism: Pseudovirgaria hyperparasitica
Lineage: Eukaryota; Fungi; Ascomycota; Dothideomycetes; Acrospermales; Acrospermaceae
Product: mitochondrial 54S ribosomal protein YmL33
Exons: 1
Coding region: 243-563 (106 amino acids)
Biological process (GO): translation
Cellular component (GO): large ribosomal subunit; mitochondrion
Molecular function (GO): structural constituent of ribosome
Source: RefSeq, a predicted model, not a curated record
UGUAUAAUAGAAAAAGUCCAUCCCAACACACAACCCUCACGACACCUUCGCGUUCGCCUCUACGCCAAUUACACUGUUGACCGUCCGGAAUAUUCUGAUCAUCUACUGUUAAGGAUCGGACGCACUGCACCGCGAUACCCUCCCGCGAACCAUUCCACGAACCCAUCAACAUCAAUCCACCCUGUCUAUCCUCAGCCGCGCAACAGCGCAACACAACCACUACCCUACACUUAAACGAUACAAUGCCGCGCCCAUCACCCAAAGCCCUCAAUCCAUUGCGCGCCCCACAAUCAUACUUCCGCAUCUACCUACGGCGCUCUGCCAUCGGGCUGCCCGCCAAACAGGCUGGUGUGCUGGACGCAUUGGGUCUGCGCCGACGCACAGCGACUGUAUACCAUCCGGUCACACCGGACGUGGCAGGUCAGAUCUUUCGUGUGAAGGAAUUGGUCGAUGUCGAGGAAGUAGAUCGUCCUUUGGAUAAGAAGGAGAUAAAGGCGCGGAGGACGCCGGCGACAGGGUACUAUGUGGAGAGUAGGGCGGGGAGUGCAUGGGCUGAUGAAUGAAGGGUUUGAUGGAAAAAGAACGAACAGGACACCAAUGAAAGACAUGGGGUCUGCCGGACCGACAUUGGAAGAGUGUAGAUGUAAUAUAGUGGCUGUUUGAGAGCGUCCCAGAUUUCCCGGAGAUCUUAAGAGCGUCGUUGCUAUGAUUUGUAGAGGAACUCGUGCGGUGCAGAUCAAAUUGUUUGUAUGUACUAUUUACAAUGAAUACACCUGAAAACCACGAUCUCUAAUCUUCCCACGGCUUUGGGUAUAUUCGUAAUAGCAUCCGCUCGCCUGCGACUUCAUUACUGGCUUCUAAAGAUGGGACUUCUCAGACAGAGUACUGAGGCUCGACAAACACCACCACCUUCGUUGAAAAGUCAGGUAUCGGCCCAUAGAACCUUGAUUUCGUCUUACAUAUGAAGGAAUCCCCUUGCAUGUGGAAGAGU